Psammomys obesus (fat sand rat) is the source of this 2916-nucleotide messenger RNA. RefSeq names its product melanoma cell adhesion molecule (gene Mcam). Gene Ontology annotation, biological process: angiogenesis. Gene Ontology annotation, cellular component: plasma membrane. The transcript has 16 exons. NCBI's taxonomy places the organism in Eukaryota, Metazoa, Chordata, Mammalia, Rodentia, Muridae. The record is from RefSeq and is a predicted model, not a curated record. Bases 19 to 1965 code for a protein of 648 amino acids.
GCCCUCCGUCGGGGAAGCAUGGGGCUGCCCAGGCUGGUCUGCGCCUUCUUGCUCGCCGCCUGCCACUGCUGUCGCCACGCCACGGGUGUGCCAGGAGAGGAAAAGCAGCCUGCACACACACCAGACCUGGUGGAGGCAGAAGUGGGCAGCACGGCCCUUCUGAGGUGCAGCCCCUCCCAGUCCUCAGGCAACUUCAGCCACGUGGACUGGUUCUUGAUUCACAGGGAGGAGCAGGUGCUCAUUUUCCGUGUGCGCCAGGGCCAGGGCCGGAGUGAACCUGGAGAAUAUGAGCACCGCCUUAGCCUCCAGGGUUCGGGAGCUACUCUGGCCCUGAGUCAAGUCACUCCCCAUGAUGAACGAACCUUCCUGUGUAAGAGCAAGCGACCGAGGCUCCCGGAUCACUACACUAAGCUUCAAGUCUACAAAGCGCCAGAGGAGCCAACCAUCCAGGCCAAUGCUGUGGGCAUCCAUGUGGACAGGCAGGAGCUUAGGGAGGUUGCUACCUGUGUGGGGAGGAAUGGGUUCCCCAUUCCUCAAGUCAUCUGGUACAAGAACGGUCGGCCCCUGCAAGAGGAGGAGAACCGCGUUCACAUCCAGUCAUCACAGACUGUGGAGUCCAGCGGCCUGUACACCUUGCAGAGUGUUCUGAAUGCACAGCUGGUUAAGGAGGACAAGGACGCCCAGUUUUACUGUGAACUCAACUACCGGCUACCCAGUGGGAACCGCAUGAAGGAAUCGAGAGAGGUCACUGUCCCUGUUUUCUACCCUGCAGAAAAAGUGUGGGUGGAGGUAGAACCUGUAGGACCGCUGAAGGAAGGGGAUCAUGUGAAGAUCAGGUGUCAGACUGAUGGCAACCCUCAACCCCACUUCACUAUCAACAAGCAGAACCCACGCACUGGGGAGAUGGAGGAGGAGACCACCGAUGAAAAUGGUAUCCUAUCCUUGGAGCCUGCACAGAAGCACCAUAGUGGGCUCUACCAGUGUCAGAGCCUAGACCUGGAAACUACAACCAUACUGUCAAGUGACCCCCAGGAGCUGCUAGUGAACUAUGUAUCUGAUGUUCGAGUGACUCCGACCGCCCCUGAAGCCCAGGAAGGUGAUAGCCUCACACUGACCUGUGAGGCAGAGAGCAACCAGGACCUUGAGUUCGAGUGGCUGAGAGACAAGACAGGCCAGCUGCUGGGAAAGGGGCCCAUCCUCCAGCUAAACAACUUGAAACGGGAAGCAGGGGGACGCUAUCUCUGCAUGGCAUCUGUCCCCAGAGUUCCUGGCUUGAAUCGUACACAGCUGGUCAGCGUGGGCAUUUUUGGGUCCCCAUGGAUGGCAUUAAAGGAGAGGAAGGUGUGGGUACAAGAGAAUGCAGUGCUGAAUCUGUCUUGUGAGGCCUCAGGACAUCCUCAGCCCACCAUCUCCUGGAAUGUCAACAGCUCGGCAACUGAAUGGAACCCAGAUCCACAGACAGUAGUGAGCACCCUGAAUGUCCUUGUGACCCCAUCGCUGCUAGAGACGGGUGUAGAAUGUACAGCCUCCAACUCGCUGGGCUCAAAUACCACCAUCUUUGUCCUGAAGCUGGUCACUUUAACCACCCUCACACCUGACUUCAGCCAGACCACUGGCCUCAGCACCUCCACGGUCAGUCCUCACGCCAGAGGCAACAGCACCUCCACAGAGAAAAAGCUGCCACAGCCAGAGAGCAAAGGUGUGGUCAUCGUGGCUGUGAUCGUGUGCAUCCUGGUCCUUGCCAUACUGGGUGCUGCCCUCUAUUUCUUCUACAAGAAGGGCAAACUGCCAUGUGGACACUCAGGAAAACAAGAGAUCACGCUGCCCCCGCCUCGUAGGAGUGAAUUUGUAGUUGAAGUUAAGUCAGAUAAGCUCCCAGAAGAGAUGGCUCUCCUUCAGGGCAGCAGCGGUGACAAGAGGGCUCCAGGAGACCAGGGAGAGAAGUACAUCGAUCUGAGGCAAUAGCUGACUCACCAAUAUUUCCGGCUCCCCACUCAGUCUUCACCCCAAGCAAAAGCCUCCAGAGGGACAGUAGGGAAGAUCCUCACUCAGCCCCACUGCAGACCAGGUCCAGAGGGCUAAGAGCUGGGACAGAGCCACCUGGAGGGUAUCACUUGGCCAUGUAGGCCUGGAUUAGAUACCAAGUCCUCUUUUGUGUCCGCUGAGUGAUGCUUAUCCCAAGGGGCCUGUAUCCCAGGUUUUUUUUUCCUUCUCCCCUUACACAGCCAGUGGUUCUACAUCCAUCUCCUGCCAUCAGCUGUGUGGGCUUGCUUCUCUGAGUUGCUGCUCUCCCCUCAACAGGCUAGUUCUAUCACAUGAUACAGGACCUGGGCAUGAGGCCACAUGAGAGAACCCCACACAUCGGAAGCAGCUGUAGUACUGCUUUUGUACCUUCCUGCCUGCUACUAAUUCAGGGUCUCUUUUGGAACAUUCUUCCUUCGGGCAGAAGUCAGGAACUGGUGUUAGUCCUUCAGACACAUCCCUGAGUGAGGAAGCUGGGCACUGUUUUUUCUGUUUUUGUUUUUGAGUGAAGGCUACUGAGCCCGAGCUUCCUGUAUUCCCUCAGUGGGUAAUGGAAGACGGAGAGAAAAGAGACAGGAUGGAGAGGUGGUCUACUGUUCACGGAGAUUAGGCUUAUAGGUAUGUUAGUACCAAAUUUUGCUAUGUGAGCUUAUGGGCCCAGAUCCUAAGAGAACCCAAGUGGGAAAAUGGUACUUAAGAGAUGAAAACCUGGCCUGGGAAGAGCUUUUGAGGUAUGCUUGCAUCUGUGAGUGAGUGAGUGAGUGAGUGAGUGAGUGAGUGAGUGAGUGAGUGUAUAUGUGUGUGUACAUACAUAUAUAUAUAUGGUUUUGUCUGUAAAUUUGCAAAUUGUUUCCUUUUAUAUAUUAUGUGUUAGAAAAAUAAAGUAUUAUUGUC